This is a messenger RNA of Nestor notabilis (Kea), 333 nucleotides long. RefSeq names its product sodium/bile acid cotransporter 7-like. The annotation marks the transcript as partial. The record is from RefSeq and is a predicted model, not a curated record. Gene Ontology annotation, cellular component: plasma membrane. The transcript has 4 exons. NCBI's taxonomy places the organism in Eukaryota, Metazoa, Chordata, Aves, Psittaciformes, Psittacidae.
AUGCAGAAUUGUAUUGCCCCAAGGAAAUCAUUGCAAGGACCCUUGAAACCAGAAAUUACCAUAACUUACAUUGCUGUUUCAGCUAUAUUCUUUAACAGCGGACUCUCCUUAAAAACUGAGGAGCUGACAAGUGCUUUGAUGCAUGUGAAACUACACCUUUUUGUCCAGAUUUUUACACUUGUGUUCUUCCCAACAGCAAUAUGGCUCUUUCUUCAGCUAUUAUCAAUCACACCUGUAAAUGAAUGGCUUUUAAAAGGCUUGCAGACAGUAGGCUGCAUGCCUCCUCCUGUGUCUUCUGCAGUAAUUUUAACCAAAGCUGUUGGUGGAAAUGAG